AGGCGCGAGCGAGCAUCGAUCGACUCGCGCUCAGUCCGCCGGGGCGGCCGGCGAGAGCGCGCGUGUCAUGCGCUGCCGCUGAAAUGGCCGGCGCUCGGGCGCUCGUCACCGCCUGCUGCUGCUGGUGGUGGCUGAUUACCGCAGCCGCCACCGAGCUAGACUUGCUGGGCGCUCUGUCGCUGCACAACACGUCGCGCGCCGGCGUCACCGCCGCGCCGGGGAUGCAGCCGCAGCGCACCGCUUAUACGUUACAAGGAGAAUCUCGUUCCCUGCAAGUGGAGGGCGCGGUGUUCGAGCGCGCUGCCGAACUCCUGCGUCGCUCGCCCGAGUUCACGGUGCUGGCCUCGCUGCGCCAGGAGCCCGCCAACUCCGGCACCAUACUGUCCUUCUCACACGGCUACAACAGGUACCUGGAGGUGCAGUCGAGCGGGCGGCGCGACGAGGUGCGCCUGCACUAUGUGGCGGCCGGCGGCACGGCGGCGCGCGUCGAGACCUUCCCGUUCCGGCUGGCGGACGGCGCGUGGCACCGCCUGGCGGUGGCCGUGUCGGGCGCGCAGGCCACGCUGCUGGUGGACUGCCACCCGCUGUACCGCCGCCUCAUCCCGCCGCCCGACCGCAACUUCACGCAGCCGCAGCUGGCGCUCUGGCUCGGCCAGAGGAAUAGCAAACAUUCCUUAUUUAAGGGUACAUUACAAGAAGUAAGACUGGUAAGCGGGCCUCACGGCUACCUGGCACAAUGUCCGGGGCUGGACUCGGAAUGUCCCACGUGUGGGCAAUUCGCUCUGCUGCAGGCUACUGUGCAGGAGCUCACUACACAUAUCCAUGACCUCUCACUCAAGUUGGUUGGCACGGAGGCGCGGUUGGCACGUCUGGAACAAUGUGAUUGUCAGAAGUCGUGCUUCUCCAACGGCACAGUCCACGCCGACGGCGCCUCGUGGCAACGAGACUGCAAUCGCUGCUCCUGUGUGCACGGCGAGAUAACGUGCAGGCCAGUCGAGUGCGAUCGAGCUGAGUGCAAGAACCCGGUGCUGCAUCCGGGGGAGUGUUGUCCAACAUGUUUGAGGCAGUGCCUUCUAAAGGGCACACUAUACGAGCACGGCGAGCGGUUCGCGCCGAAGGAGUGCGCGGAGUGUGUGUGCCACGACGGCAACAUGCAGUGCACGCGAGUGGAUCCUGAGCGCGCGUGUCCGCCGCUGCCGUGCGACGUGGCCGAUCAGUUCACCGUGCCCGGCGAGUGCUGCAAGUUCUGUCCAGGGGUGGACUAUUGCAGCAUGGGUCACUCGUGCGACGAGAACGCGACGUGCAUGAAUCUUAACACCAAAUACACGUGCAAAUGUAACCAGGGCUUCCAAGGCGACGGAAUUACUUGUCAAGAUGUGGAUGAGUGCCAGCGCGCGGGCGGGCUGGACGGGCACCACUGCCACUCCAACACUCGCUGCGUCAACGUGGUGGGGGGAUAUGUGUGCCAGUGCUUGCCGGGGUACACCAGGAGAGACAAGUUCAAUUGUGUUGAAGUAGACGAGUGCUUGGGCGAGACGCACGGCUGCCACGCGCAUGCUGUUUGCAGCAAUACUCCUGGAUCCUACACGUGCCGAUGUCGGGAAGGGUACGAGGGAGACGGAUAUGAGUGCUCACCGAUCUGCACGGGCGGGUGCCUGAACGGCGGCGCGUGCGUGUCGCGCGAGCAGUGCGCGUGCGCGCCGGGCUUCGGCGGCGCGCGCUGCGAGCGCGACGUGGACGAGUGCCGCCAGACCGACGCGCCUGCCCACGCCUGCCCCGCGCACGCGCUCUGCGUCAACACGCCCGGCAGCUACUACUGCGUCUGCGCAGAGGGGUACACCAGGGACGCUGUCUUGGAUACUUGUCAAGAUGUGGACGAGUGCGUGGAGGGGUUUCACACGUGUCACCCGAGCGCGCGCUGCGUCAACACUGACGGCGGCUUCCGAUGUGAAUGUGAUUCAGAGGAACACUGUGAAUUGAGUUGUUCGUGGCAAGGCCGCAUCAUGUCUGACGGCGCGUCGUGGUCGGAGGCAGGCGGCUGCCGCGCGUGCUCCUGCGCCGCCGGCGUCGCCGUGUGCCGCCGCGCCGCCUGCGCCUGCGACCUGCACGAUAACCAUACUACUGCGUUGCAGAGCACGGUGCUGCCGCGACUGGCGCCGGCGGCGUGCUGCCCGCACUGCGAGGCGCGCUUCCACUGCCGCCACCAGGAGCUGCACCACGUCACCUUCCGCAGCGGCGAGCGCUGGCUCUACCAGUGCCAGAUCUGCGAGUGCCUCCUUGGUGAGGUGGACUGUUGGGAGCCGGAGUGCGGGGAGUCGGGCGCGGGGUGCUGCGCGGAGGGCGGGGCGGGCGGGGCGGGCGGGGAGGGCGCCCCGCCGCCGCGCCGCCUGGAGCUGGGCGCGUGCGCGCCGCCGCACUGCGCCUGCACGGGCGGCCAGUGUGCUACUUUGGUGAGCAAUCUCGCGUGUUGUGUGCAUCGGUCGCGGGCGGCGCUGCUGGCGACGCUGGCGUGGUGGGGGCGCGCGGCGCUGUGGUGGGGCCGCGCGGCGCCGCACCGCAAGCACCGCGGCGCGCGGCGCUAGAGCCGCCCUGAGCCGCGCACAUAGCUCCUCUAUUUAUUCUAGAUAGAUCUAAUGUUACGCGCCGCGCUCCGCCCGCGCCGCCGCACGCCGCUCGUCGCGCGGAGCGGGCGGGAGCGGGCGCGGGCGGCGGCGGCGAGCGAGCGAGCGAGUGUACAGUGUCGAGCGCGCCCGCCGCCCGCGCCCGCGCCCUGUUGUACCAAAUUUUUCAUAAUAUAUUAUAGUUUUUGUUUGACUUUAUAUAGAGAUCGUUUUUCUUGUAUAAUUUGAAAGUAACCAAAAAUAGGUACCAAAUAUAGAAAAGAUAUGAUUGUUUUUAAUUUUCAUAAAGCAUUUUAAUGCUUGCAUGUUGUAUUGUGUUCAAAAAAUUACGAUUAAAAAGAUAUCCUCGA
This is a messenger RNA of Helicoverpa armigera (cotton bollworm), 2971 nucleotides long. RefSeq names its product protein kinase C-binding protein NELL1. Gene Ontology annotation, molecular function: heparin binding; protein binding; calcium ion binding. The record is from RefSeq and is a predicted model, not a curated record. The transcript is spliced from 18 exons. Lineage: Eukaryota; Metazoa; Arthropoda; Insecta; Lepidoptera; Noctuidae. The coding region runs from base 84 to 2582 and encodes 832 amino acids.